AUGACGGUUUCUUACACCCUUGAAGUGGCCGAUGCACAAUUUGGUGGCUUCUCCAAGCUCCUGUUCAGGUGGAAGGGAAGCAUCUACAGGCUGCUUUACAAAGACUUCCUGGUGUUCUGUGGCGUUUAUCUGUUUUUCAGUGUGUUUUACAGGUUCCUCCUCACACCAAAGCAGCAGGAUCUGUUUGAGCGUAUCGCCCUUUACUGUGACCAUUUCACAAACACCAACUUCAUCCCAGUUUUGUUUGUACUGGGUUUCUAUGUGACCCUGGCCUUUAACCGAUGGUGGGGUCAGUACACCAGCUUCCCUCUGCCUGAUAACCUGAUGAUGGUGGUGUCUGGGAACGUCCACGGGGCAGACGAGAGGGGGCGUCUGCUGCGACGAACACUCAUGAGAUAUGCCAAUUUAUCUUCGGUUCUUAUCCUCCGCUCCAUCAGCACAAGAGUCCACAGGCGUUUCCCAACUUUGGAGCACAUAGUGGAGGCUGGAUUUAUGACCACACACGAGCUGGAGAAGUUUGAGUCGCUGCACUCUGAUUUCAACAAGUACUGGAUGCCUUUGACGUGGUUCUCCAACCUGGCGUCCAGAGCGAGAGAGGAGGGUCGAGUGAGGGAUGACAUCGCUCUGAGACUGCUGAUGGAUGAACUGAAUAAGUACAGAGGCAAGUGCAGCCUCCUGUUCCACUAUGACUGGAUAAGCAUCCCUCUGGUCUACACUCAGCUAGUUACUGUAGCAGUUUACUCUUUCUUUGCCUUCUGUGUGAUCGGCCGACAAUUUCUGAACCCUGAGAAAGGAUACAAGGAUCACAAACUGGACAUGUACGUCCCUGUUUUCACCCUGCUGCAGUUCUUCUUCUACGCCGGCUGGCUCAAGGUGGGGGAGCUGAUCAUCAAUCCGUUCGGCGAGGACGAUGAUGACUUUGAAACCAACCAGCUGAUUGACAGAAACAUUCAGGUGUCAAUGCUGGCUGUAGAUGAUAUGUACCAAAACCUGGCUCCAAUUGAGAAGGACAAGCACUGGGAGCAGAGGCAUUUCUCCAUCCCCUACACUCUGUCCACAGCAGCAGAGACUCUCAAACCGGCCUUCAGAGGCUCCACCUUUGACAUGAGGAUGAGUGCGGAGGAUCUUGAGAUUCACCAGCCUGCAGACACUCCUGGAAAGAAGCAGUAUUUACCUCUUAAGGGCUCUCUAGGCGACGGCCUCAACAGUCUUCUGCAGAGGGGCAAAGGUCUCCUGCGAGGUGGGAGCCUCCCUUCUCUGAUAGACAUCUCAUCAUCACACCCAAAUGAGGAAGAUGAUGCUGAUGCUUUUCCUGACGGCGACAUCAACACCACCAACCACAAAGAACAACAUUAUGAAUUGAUUAAAGUUACAGUGGAACACAACUAG
Molecule: messenger RNA, 1389 nt
Organism: Sebastes umbrosus (honeycomb rockfish)
Lineage: Eukaryota; Metazoa; Chordata; Actinopteri; Perciformes; Sebastidae
Gene: best4
Product: bestrophin 4
Exons: 9
Coding region: 1-1389 (462 amino acids)
Molecular function (GO): chloride channel activity
Source: RefSeq, a predicted model, not a curated record